AUGGAGACCAAAGGCAACCCGAAAGACUCGAUGAAGUCCACCUGGCGUACUGCCAGCAGGGAUACCUGGAGCCUCGGACACUGGCUCAUCCAUAUACUCAACGCCUACCCUUUAGAACUGGACAAAGAGGUACCGGUGCACUCCAAGAAUGAACCGAUCCCGUUCAUGCCGCAGUGGUCGAUGAACCUCUGGGUUAUCUUCUACUCGUCCCUACCACUGGCGCUUCAUCAGGCCUAUGCAUGGUACACAGGACGCAACCUGGGUCCUUUAGCCACCUUUAAUCUGUAUAUGUUUGCCUUCAAUGCGAUCGUCAUCUACCAGGUACACAUACUCCGCCGACUCGGUCACAUAUACGGCUUCCUGGACGGCGACAAACAUGAACGAGACGGCGUUCCCGACGUCGGGGUCGGUAAGGUCGUGGCCUCGGUGUACAAAACGACCGGUUCUCGCUUGGCGCUAUCAGUGUACUUCUCCUAUCAGACGAGUCAGCUUCCCGCACAGAUGAACUGGUAUUGGUUACCCAUUGAGGUUGGGCUGUACGGGAUCGUGCUCGACUUCUGGUUUUACUGCACCCCAAUCCUUUGCUCACGGCAUACGCGGACCAACGAGCAGGAGUUCGGCGACAUGGUCGGGGUGCCGAUGAUGACCUACUUCACCCUGCGGCUGCUGGGUCUGCCGAUGGGCUUCUACGAGUGGUGGAUCUGCCAUGAGUACGUUGUUUUCGCAGAGGUGUUCGGACACAGCGGCCUGCGCCUGCAUCUCACUGUCCCAUCACCCCUCAGCUGGCUGCUGCAGUGGUUUGAUGCCGAAAUUGUCAUUGAAGACCAUGACUUGCACCAUCGGAAGGGCUGGAGGAAGAGUCACAACUACGGCAAGCAGACUCGUCUUUGGGAUCGGAUCUUUGGAACCUGUUAUGAACGAAUCGAGUCUGCGGCUGAAAAUGUGGAUUAUGCGAAUACCGCCAGGAUGCCAUUGUUCUGA
Messenger RNA from Aspergillus viridinutans, 981 nucleotides. RefSeq names its product sterol desaturase family protein. Gene Ontology annotation, molecular function: iron ion binding; oxidoreductase activity. The transcript is spliced from 2 exons. The record is from RefSeq and is a predicted model, not a curated record. Gene Ontology annotation, biological process: lipid biosynthetic process. NCBI's taxonomy places the organism in Eukaryota, Fungi, Ascomycota, Eurotiomycetes, Eurotiales, Aspergillaceae. The coding region runs from base 1 to 981 and encodes 326 amino acids.